AUGGACAAGGGCAGGGGAGGUCCCCGCGCGUCGGGCAGGAGCAGCAGGGGAACGGGUGGGAGCCUUUUCGAUGCACGUGAGACCGUCUACCUGGCAGACAGCGUGCGUGGAAGCCUUCAAGAUGAGGGAGUCAACAAGAUGCCGAGCAACUACGUGCUGGCUCAAGCUGAUCGCAACACGGCUGCAAGCUCGAAUGGGGCCGGAAGAGACACGAUCUACACAACCGCCGACGGUCAACGCUCCACCAUUGGAGACAGGAAGGAGAGAUACACAGAGGGAGAUGGGAGGACAGGACAUCAGACUGGAGGAGGGAGGAGCACGCUGUACUUCAGGCAGGGGGAUAUGUAUACAGGAGUGUAUGAGGAUGCGGACGCAGCUCCUGACGUGAAGGAGAAGUUCGCAGGAGUUGGGGAGGACUGGCGAGCGCAGCAGGCGAGAUGGGCCUCACGUGAAAACGGCAACGGGGAGGAGGAAGGGGGAGAGGGAGGGGGGGCUGGGAGACGGGCUGCGGCGGCAUCUGGUCAGCGCGUGGAUGCGCAUGUGAACGGGGGGGUGGGGACGAGGGGGAGCAGGGAUACUGACUCGAGGGACUCGACGAGAUCCGUGGUGAGCAGUGGAGUGAAGGAUCUUUACGAGAGCCAGCAAAAGCAGCAGGAAGACAAACUUUCUGGAAGGCGGUUCUUGGAUCCUGCCAAGGGGUUGGCGCAGAUCGAGUCUCUGGAGGAGAAGAAGGAGCCUGUAGUGCAGCCGGGGAGGAGCGAGUACAAGGGGAGCAGAAUCGAGUGGGAGAAAUUCCCGGAGGUCUCGUCCAAUUGGUACGGCUUUAACGACGCGAUUGUGUAA
Guillardia theta CCMP2712 is the source of this 843-nucleotide messenger RNA. RefSeq lists its product as hypothetical. The record is from RefSeq and is a predicted model, not a curated record. The transcript has 9 exons. Bases 1 to 843 code for a protein of 280 amino acids. Lineage: Eukaryota; Cryptophyceae; Pyrenomonadales; Geminigeraceae.